CAGUGGUCCUGGAAGGUGAUUUCUUGCCCGCGCUGCUGCUAUUGAGUAUUCCUGUUAUUAAUUCUAUUAAUAACAAGAAGUCUUCGGGGAUGAUUCCGGUUUCUCCGCUGAUGCAGUAAGCCAGAUCAAGCCGAACUGAAAAAGUAAAAGAACAGGUUUAUUUUGAGCAAAGCAACUCACAGAGAUCAGUGUCCUUCAUGGAUGUGACUAUAGAUUUCAGCAGGGAAGAGUGGCAGCACCUAGACCCUGAUCAAAGAAGUCUCUACCAGGAUGUGAUGCAGGAGACCUACAGUCACCUGCGCUCAGUAGAAGAAUUGCAGCAGAUUGGUGACCAGAAAGAGACCUAUCAGCAAAUAGCAAAUAGCAAAUCAGCAAGUGAUGUUAUUUUCAUCAAGAAGACACUGGAUACAAAGAGUCAUUAUGGAUAUAAGACCAUUAGAAAAAUAAUUCAUGUGAAUCCAUACAUUGUUCUUCCUCCUAAAAGACCCCACCAGUGUGACUCAUUUGGGAAUGAUCUGAAGCAUAAUUUAUAUUUACAGAGUCAUAAUGAAAAUGAUGGGCCAAAGAGAAUUAAAAGGAUUCCUGAAUGCAGUAAAAUUUCAUCCUAUAACAAUGCUGAGCAUACUGUAACAGGAGAGAAAUUAUGGGACCAUAAUCAGUGUGGAAAAGUCAUCAAUUAUGAACAAGUACCUUGUCAAUAUCCAAAAAUUUAUAUUGGAGAGAAAUCAUAUGAAUGUGCUGAAUUUGGAAAGAUCUUCACCCAGAAGUCACAGUUCAAAAUACAUAUGAAAUCUCAAACAGGAGAAAAACUCUAUGUAUGUGUUGAAUGUGGGAAGGCAUUUUCAGAGAAGGCAGAAUUCAUUACACAUCAGAAAACCCAUACUAGAGAGAAGCCCUAUAAAUGCAAUGACUGUGGAAAAUCCUUUUUCCAAGUAUCUUCUCUCUUCAGACAUCAGAGGAUUCACACUGGAGAAAAGCUCUAUGAAUGCAGCGAGUGUGGGAAAGGCUUCUCAUAUAACUCAGACCUCAGUAUACAUCAGAAAAUUCAUACAGGAGAGAGACAUCAUGAAUGCAUUGACUGUGGCAAAGCAUUCACACAAAAGUCCACACUCAAGAUGCACCAGAAAAUCCAUACAGGAGAAAGGUCCUAUAUAUGUAUUGAAUGUGGACAAGCUUUUAUCCAGAAGACACACUUGGUUGCACACCGAAGAAUUCACACUGGAGAAAAGCCAUAUGGAUGCAAUAUCUGUGGGAAAUCCUUCAUUUCCAAGUCACAACUGCAGGUCCAUCAACGAAUUCACACAAGAAUGGGGCCCUGUAUAUCUGCUGAAUAUGGGAAAAUCUUCAGCAGUAGUUCCAACCUCAUUACACAUAAAAAAAUUCAAAUUAGAGAGAAAUCUUCCAUCUGCACUGAAUGUGGGAAGGCCUUUACUUAUAAGUCUGAAUUAAUCAUUCAUCAGAGAAUUCACACUGGAGAGAAACCUUAUCAGUGUAGUGACUGUGGAAAAGCCUUCACCCAGAAGUCAGCUCUCACAGUGCACCAAAGAAUCCAUACAGGAGAAAAAUCAUAUGUGUGCAUGAAAUGUGGGCUAGCUUUCAUCCAAAAGGCACAUUUGAUUGCACACCAGAUAAUUCAUACUGGAGAAAAACCUUAUAAAUGUGGUCACUGUGGGAAACUCUUUACUUCCAAGUCACAACUCCAUGUACACAAACGAAUUCACACAGGAGACAAACCUUACGUGUGCAGUAAAUGUGGGAAGGCAUUCACCAACAGGUCAAAUCUCAUCACACAUCAGAAAACUCAUACAGGAGAAAAAUCCUAUGUCUGUUCAAAAUGUCGAAAGGCCUUCACUCAGAGGUCAGACCUGAUUACACACCAGAGAAUUCAUACCGGAGAGAAACCAUAUGGAUGCAGUACCUGUGGGAAAGCCUUUACCCAGAAAUCACACCUCAAUAUACACCAGAAAAUUCAUACUGGCGAGAGACAGUAUGAAUGCCAUGAAUGUGGGAAAGCCUUCAAUCAGAAAUCAAUACUCAUUGUUCAUCAGAAAAUUCAUACGGGGGAGAAACCCUAUGUAUGUACUGAAUGUGGAAGAGCUUUCAUCCGAAAGUCAAACUUCAUCACCCAUCAGAGAAUUCAUACUGGAGAGAAACCUUAUGAAUGCGGGGACUGUGGGAAAUCCUUUACCUCCAAAUCUCAGCUCUUGGUGCACCAGCCAGUCCACACAGGUGAGAAACCUUAUGUGUGUGCUGAAUGUGGGAAAGCCUUUAGUGGUAGGUCAAAUCUCAGUAAGCACCAAAAAACUCAUACUGGGGAGAAACCGUACGUCUGUUCUGAAUGUGGGAAGACCUUCAGACAAAAGUCAGAGUUGGUAACACAUCAUAGAAUUCAUACUGGAGAGAAGCCUUAUGAAUGUAGUGACUGUGGGAAAUCUUUCACUAAGAAAUCACAGCUCCAAGUGCAUCAGCGAAUUCACACAGGAGAGAAGCCUUAUGUGUGUGCUGAGUGUGGGAAGGCCUUCACUGAUAGGUCCAAUUUGAAUAAGCACCAAACAACACACACUGGAGAUAAACCUUAUAAGUGUUUAGUCUGUGGAAAAGGCUUUGUUCAGAAGUCAGUGCUCAGUGUGCAUCAGAGUAUUCACACUUAAACGGUAUGAGGAGAAACUCAUUGAGGAAAUGUCUUAUUAUAAUCACUCUAUGAAACAGAAUGCUGUGUAUAUUAUUGUAAAUAAAAAUGCCCAUGUAGCAGUGCCACACAUUACUGCUCAGAAAAGGACCUCAGAGAAGGUGCUGAAUGGGAUUAUGGAGGACAUUUCUACAUGCUGAGAAGAAACUGCAUCAAUUUGAUACAACAUAAACUUUCUCAUGAAAAAAUACAAUGGAACACUGUGUUUACUCCAGAUGAUGAGAAUCCUGUUGGUGGAAUUGGUAUAGUGCCAACAAAUUGAAUAGUAAAACCAUAUAAUAUACAUGACAGCAACAGCCUUCUUUUCUGUCAGCUGUUUGUUGCAUAUAUUAACAGACCUGUGGGUGUGUUUGCAUUCUUGGUUGAAUGUAACGUAUUUGUACAUAUCCAGUGCUUCUGUUGAGAGAGAUAUACUGCAGGAAUGGGUAUGGCAUUUCAUGCUUAUAAUUCCAGCCUUUGGGAAGAACUGAGGCAGGAGGGUCACCAUCAUUCAAGGCUAGUCUGAGCUACAGGGUAAGACCCUGUCUCAAAAAUUAGA
This is a messenger RNA of Peromyscus eremicus (cactus mouse), 3227 nucleotides long. Its product is annotated as zinc finger protein 27-like. The record is from RefSeq and is a predicted model, not a curated record. Bases 198 to 2651 code for a protein of 817 amino acids. Gene Ontology annotation, molecular function: DNA-binding transcription activator activity, RNA polymerase II-specific; RNA polymerase II cis-regulatory region sequence-specific DNA binding. Lineage: Eukaryota; Metazoa; Chordata; Mammalia; Rodentia; Cricetidae. The transcript has 4 exons. Gene Ontology annotation, biological process: regulation of transcription by RNA polymerase II. Gene Ontology annotation, cellular component: nucleus.